AUGUCGAAACCAGCAGAACAAGGUCAACAGAUCGACCUCGGAUCGCUCUCAGUACAACAGCUCGCCCAAGUCAAGAAACAGCUCGAUGAAGAGACACAAUCCCUGACGAACUCGUACGCCCAAUUGCGCGCCGCCCAGCAAAAGUUCCGCGACUGCAUUGCCUCGAUUACUGCUGGUGUCGCAAACUCAGUCGCCGACAAGCCCUUGCUGGUUCCCUUGACUUCUUCGCUCUACGUCCCUGGCACACUAGCAAGCACCGAGACUGUUCUGGUAGACGUCGGAACCGGGUUCUACGUUGAGAAGACAACUGAGCAGGCAAAGAAGUUCUACGAGGCAAAGGCAGAAGAGCUGGGCAAGAAUGUGAAGGAUCUUGAGAGCAUUGUCCAGGGCAAGAACCAGAACUUGAGAUUGAUUGAGGAAGUCAUGCGCCAAAAGGUCCUCGCGAGCAACCAGGCCUCAGGCAGCGCUUCCGCAUCAUCAUAG
Messenger RNA from Aureobasidium melanogenum CBS 110374, 483 nucleotides. RefSeq names its product Prefoldin alpha subunit. Gene Ontology annotation, biological process: regulation of DNA-templated transcription; protein folding. The transcript has 3 exons. Gene Ontology annotation, cellular component: cytoplasm; prefoldin complex. The coding region runs from base 1 to 483 and encodes 160 amino acids. Lineage: Eukaryota; Fungi; Ascomycota; Dothideomycetes; Dothideales; Saccotheciaceae. The record is from RefSeq and is a predicted model, not a curated record.